This is a messenger RNA of Euleptes europaea (tarantolino), 794 nucleotides long. It is a transcript of the gene NAA20, whose product is annotated as N-alpha-acetyltransferase 20, NatB catalytic subunit. Lineage: Eukaryota; Metazoa; Chordata; Lepidosauria; Squamata; Sphaerodactylidae. Gene Ontology annotation, cellular component: NatB complex. Gene Ontology annotation, biological process: N-terminal peptidyl-methionine acetylation. The coding region runs from base 21 to 557 and encodes 178 amino acids. The transcript has 6 exons. The record is from RefSeq and is a predicted model, not a curated record. Gene Ontology annotation, molecular function: protein-N-terminal amino-acid acetyltransferase activity.
UGGGAGCAGCCGACGCCGCCAUGACUUCGCUGCGGGCUUUCACGUGCAACGACCUCUUCCGCUUCAACAAUAUCAAUUUGGACCCUCUCACAGAGACUUAUGGGAUUCCAUUUUACUUACAGUACUUGGCUCACUGGCCAGAGUAUUUUAUUGUUGCGGAAGCACCUGGUGGCGAACUAAUGGGUUACAUUAUGGGGAAGGCUGAAGGCUCAGUGGCCAGAGAGGAGUGGCAUGGCCAUGUUACUGCCCUCUCUGUUGCUCCUGAAUUUCGCCGGCUGGGUUUGGCUGCUAAGCUAAUGGAGCUGCUUGAGGAAAUAUCGGAGAGAAAGGGUGGAUUUUUUGUGGACCUCUUUGUAAGAGUAUCAAAUCAAGUUGCCGUGAAUAUGUACAGACAACUAGGCUACAGUGUGUACAGAACAGUGCUAGAAUAUUACUCAGCCAGCAACGGGGAGCCUGAUGAAGAUGCUUAUGAUAUGAGGAAAGCCCUGUCUCGAGACAUAGAGAAGAAAUCAAUUAUACCAUUGCCUCAUCCUGUCAGACCGGAAGACAUUGAAUAAGCCAAGGCUGGUUAUUUAUGCAGUGUGCUGAGAAUAACAUUUGGAGACAGCUGGAAACACUUUACAAGGACACUGCAGCAUUUUGAGAAAUGUAAUUAGGAGUCUUGGAGCAGUGAAGAGAAUGUGCAGAUCUGAACUUUUGUUUUUAGGCUGUUUGGCAAAAUCUUCAAAUGCUGCUGAUGCAAAGCAGACGUGACGGGAACCUUUUGUGACUUUUAAUUAAAACCAUAAAUAAAC